UGUAUGUGUGUAUAUAUAAUCACUUGUGCUUGCUCAUUCACCUCAAAAUUUCAAAGCAAAGCUACAAGAGAAAAUUAGAGAAGAGAGAGAAAGAUUUGAAUUUCCCAUUUUUGUUGAAUUCAUCUCAAAAUGGAUGUGUCCGAGCAAUUGCGUUACAUCCCUUGCAACUUCUGCAACAUCGUUCUUGCGGUGAGUGUUCCAUGCAGCAGCUUGCUUGAUGUGGUGACCGUUCGGUGCGGACACUGCAGCAGCCUGUGGACUGUCAACAUGGCUGCGGCGGCGUUCCCACCGAUGCAGCCGCCCUCUUCCUGCCACCAUUUUCAGGCAUCUAACACCACAACUACUCCAGCUGAGUACAAGGUUGAUCUAGGCUCAUCUUCUAAGUGGAACUACAAAAUCCAGCCUUCAAUUUCGAAGAAGCCUGAGCCCAGAAUCGUGAAUCGACCUCCGGAGAAGAGGCAGCGAGUUCCAUCAGCUUAUAACCAAUUCAUCAAAGAGGAGAUUCAAAGGAUCAAGGCCAAUAAUCCAGACAUUAGUCACAGGGAAGCUUUCAGUACUGCUGCAAAAAAUUGGGCACACUUUCCUCAUAUUCAUUUUGGGCUGAUGUUGGAGACAAAUAGCCAACCUAAACUCAAUGAGUUUUAAUUACAGGGGUCGGAAAAGCAUCAAUUCAGAAGGACAGCUAUACGAAACAAGUGAAAUUGAUGUACAUCAGAUCUAUGGGAAUCCCUAAUAUAUGGAGAUAUUUCAAGUUAAAGUUUAUUUCAUUUAAAAAGUGAUAUUAUAUCACGUAUGUUUUUUAAUGUUUUUGCGUGAAAUGUAACUCUGGUAAUUCCGUAUAGACCAUAUGUAAUACUCCAUGAUAUUACUCCAUGUGUUUAUUUUUGUCAA
Messenger RNA from Salvia hispanica, 891 nucleotides. Its product is annotated as axial regulator YABBY 5-like. Gene Ontology annotation, biological process: multicellular organism development; cell fate commitment. Gene Ontology annotation, cellular component: nucleus. NCBI's taxonomy places the organism in Eukaryota, Viridiplantae, Streptophyta, Magnoliopsida, Lamiales, Lamiaceae. The record is from RefSeq and is a predicted model, not a curated record.